Drosophila gunungcola (fruit fly) is the source of this 785-nucleotide messenger RNA. RefSeq names its product acanthoscurrin-1. The transcript has 3 exons. Bases 86 to 625 code for a protein of 179 amino acids. The record is from RefSeq and is a predicted model, not a curated record. Lineage: Eukaryota; Metazoa; Arthropoda; Insecta; Diptera; Drosophilidae.
AGCCUCCAGCAGCGCUUGCACAGCGGUUCUAAGUCGUUGUACUCCCUUUAUUUUUUUAUAUUUUUUUUACGAGUGAUAUUUAAGGAUGCGUCACGCUCUGAUCCUUGCUUUUGUGUGCGGUCUGAUGAUCGCCUUCGCCUCGGCCGGUUUGCUGGGCGGAGGAGGUGGUGGUGGGGGCUACGGAGGGGGCGGCGGUGGACAAGGAGGCUGGCAGCAGAACGAAGGAGGAGGCGGUCAUGGGGGCGGUGGACAAGGAGGCUAUGGCGGCGGUAGCCAUGGUGGACAUGGAGGCGGUGGCCAAGGAGGCUGGCAGAAGAAUGGCGGAGGCGGUGGUGGCGGUCAUGGAGGUGGUGGACAUGGAGGUGGUGGACAGGGCGGCUACGGAGGUGGUAAUCAAGGUGGCCAUGGACAGGGAGGCGGACAAGGAGGCUAUGGAGGCGGUGGCCAUGGAGGUGGUGGCCAUGGAGGUGGCAGCAGGUCCUUGGCCGGAAAUCGCGGAAAUUCCAUAUCCUGGCAGGGCACCAGUGGAGGCCACAACAAACACGGAGGCGGCGGCGGAGGAGGCGGUGGUCUUUACGGGGGCGGCGGCGGUGGUGGCAACAAGCAUCACGGCGGUGGUUGGUAAAUGCCCCACCAAGUGCACCUAAUCUCACCCACCCGGCAUGUGUUUCAUGCAAAGAGAUAGAGAUAACCUCCUGCUUCUUCCCGUUUUCCUCAAUCCGAAGCCCUUCUAUUUCAGCUUUUACUUUUUUUUGUACUAAUAAAACUAUAUUAUGCAUUUUGUA